AUGCUGCGCACACGACUUUCGUUGGUCCAACUUCAACGACAAGCUUCGGGACAAGGUAAAUUUAUUAAAAUUAUUAGUGGAGAUUUUGUAUUUUACAUUUUUUUGCGAUUUUUAUAUUAUUUUAUGGAAAUUUGGGGUCACUAAAGAUUUGGUUGAAAAGGAAUAAUUUAGGUAACAAAUUGACAUGCUUAAUAUAUCAAAUGGAAGCUUAUGAGCCUCUCUAGGUCAUAGACUAUAUUUUACGGCUAUUUUCCUUCCGGUUUUUCUGAUAUGACCAUUAAUUUCUUAACUUUUUAUAUUAUCCAUGGCUUAUUUUUUAUCCUUCAUUUCUCAAAGACGGAAGUGGCUGGGAGGGAGCUAUUUAUAUCAUUUGUAGCUGGUUGAAUAAGGUAUAAAGUGAGAUAUACACCUUUCUAAUAUCCCUUUUUGUUCAAAAGUUAUAGGAAUAUUAUCCUAGACCUCUCUGGUCAGCUGUCUUUGGCCGAAAAAUGAUUGAAAUUGAACUCAAAAGUCCUCGGAUUUUACAAAAUCAGAUACCAAAUUAUAGCGAAUUUAAUUUUUCAGCAAAUGCCACCAAGAUUCGUCGAGUUCUCAUCGCAAAUCGAGGAGAAAUCGCGUGCCGAGUGAUGAAAACAGCCAAAAAAUUGGGGAUCGAAUCUGUCGCCGUUUAUUCCUCCGCCGAUGUCCAUUCCCAGCACACCAAAAUGGCCGAGAAGGCGUUCCGGAUCGGUGAACCAUCGCCGCUGCAAAGUUAUUUGUGUGGGGAUCGAAUUAUCGACGUGGCUUUGAAGGCCGGAGCUCAAGCAAUCCAUCCCGGGUACGGAUUUCUGAGUGAGAACGCGGAAUUUGCCGAGAAAUGCGCUGAAAAUGGACUGAUUUUCAUGGGACCUCCGCCACAUGCCAUUCGAGACAUGGGAAUGAAGAAUACGGCGAAGAAAAUCAUGAUCGAAGCCAAGGUUCCGGUCAUUGAAGGGUAUAAUGGGGAUGAUCAAAGUCCCGAAUUGUUGCUUGAUGAGGCAAAAAGGAUAGGUAAGAAGGGUGGAGGGGGGAAAAUAGGGCAUGAUCUGUCUGACAAGAUGUUAUUUACUUAUUUUGAACUUGAUUCAGAGGUUUUAUGGCCAUUUUUUAGAAGGUGAAGACUUAGUGUCCAGUAUAAUAUAAUUUCGAUGAAUUUUUGGAAAAAAUUACGCAGUUUUUUUCGUUUAAUGGGUAAAAUACGGGUUUGAUUUUCUCUUUUGUGUAUUUUUUAUAUAUUUCGGUCACAAAUUCCAUGUCUUACUGCCAUUUAUUUGCUAAGGUAUACCUAAUAUAAAUUUUAUUAGUUUUUGCCAGAUUGGGAUUAUUUAGCUAGUAUUAUUGUUUUGAGAAGUGAAAAAGAAGCCUUAUAUUAUAAUUUGAUCCAUUCCCAUUGUGAUUUAGACAUCUCCCAGAUAGUUUUAUCUGAGGUGUCAAGUGUAAUAUAAUUUUUCUCUCUCCUCUCAAACCUUUGCUCUCCAUACCCCUUUACAAGCUUCACCAAGAACUUUACAGGAUUUCCUGUCAUGAUAAAAGCGGUUUGCGGCGGAGGCGGCAAGGGAAUGAGGAUUGCCAGGACUGAAGCCGAUUUCCAUCAAGCCUUGGAGAGCGCGAAAACAGAGUCCGAUAAAGCCUUUGGGAAUUCGGCUAUGAUCAUCGAGAAGUAUGUGGAACGACCGAGACAUGUGGAAAUUCAGGUACGAAGAUUUUGGAGAUGAGAGGGAGAGUUGACUCGGUUGGGUCAAGUGUUCUCUUGGAAGUAAAAUUGGGGUUAUUUUGAAGAAAGGACGUCACUGACUUGAACGAAGAGCUCGGUGACGUUCAUGUGUACGUAUUUUACAAUGAUUGGGAGUUAUUUUGAAAGUUUUUUUUGGGAGUUUUGUCAAGUGUAAUAUCAGGGAUGUUCAAGAUUUAAUUUUUUUUGAUGAUUUUUGGGCUUUGUUCGACUGGAAAUUUUAUUAAAUAGAUGUCUUAUGAACUGUCAGUGUAGAAUGCACAUUUUUUCUCCCAAAAAUUUACAUAUUUCCUUCGAUUUUUAGGUAUUUGGCGACCAACAUCAGAACUAUGUAUACCUCUGGGAAAGAGACUGCAGCAUCCAACGACGUCAUCAAAAAGUCAUCGAAGAAGCCCCGGCCCCCGGAUUGACGUCGGAAGUUCGCAAACGAAUUGGCGAAGCCGGAGCGAACGCCGCCCGCGCCGUAAAUUACACUGGCGCUGGCACAGUGGAAUUCAUCAUGGACCCAUUGACUCAAAAAUUCUAUUUCAUGGAAAUGAACACCCGCCUACAGGUCGAACAUCCAGUGACAGAAGCGAUUACCGGCGUGGAUUUGGUGGAAUGGCAGUUUACUGUGGCUGAAGGAGGAAAAUUACCGCUGAAACAGGAGGAAAUCAAGCUGAAUGGACAUGCUUUGGAGGCUAGAGUGUAUGCGGAAGACAGCAAUGCAGGUUUCAUGCCUACGGCCGGUAAGUUUUGAAGGUUUAAGAUGUCUUUGGGAUGAGGGAAAGACUUGACCCAAAAAGUUGAAGGGAGAGGAAGAGUUGACUCAAAAUGCAAUUAGUGAAAUGUUUGAGGUUCUUGAUUAGUAUGUGACAGUUUUUGAACGUAAAAUACGUGUAACUGUGAUAUUUUGGGUCAAGUGUUUCUCUGGAAUUUCAAUUAGCUAAAAAUUUUGGUAUGAAGAUAUGAAAUUGAAAAGUAUUUUUGUUUAUGGCUGAAAUAAGAUACUAUUUUAUUUUAUGCCUACGGCCGGUGAGUUUUGAGGAUUUUAGGAUUUUUUUGAGGAGGAGGGAAAGACUUGACCCAAAAAGUUGAAGGGAGAGGAAGAGUUGACUCAAAAUGCAAUUGGUGAAGUAUUGGGGAUUUUCGGUUAGUAUGUGACUGUUUUUGAAUGUCAAAUACGUACACAGCGAUAUUUUGGGUCAAGUGUUUCUCUGGAAUUUCAAUUAGCUAAAGAUUUUGAUAUAAGGGUGUGAAAUUGUGAAAAUAUUUUUGUUUAUGACUGAAAUUUGAUGAUAUUUUAUUUUUUUCCAUGAGGGAGACACUUGACCCAUUCUGAAUCAAGUUUUUCCAUCACUGAAAAAUCGGAUUUUUAUGGAUUUUAUGCAAAUUUUUUCGGGUUUCAGGAAAAUUGGAGCACCUCCAGUUCCCAGCAAACGCCCGAAUCGAUUCCGGCGUGGUGGAGGGCGACGAAGUUACGGUGCAUUACGACCCAAUGAUCGCCAAAGUUAUUGUCUGGGGACGGGAUCGGCCCGAAGCGAUCGCCAAUCUGGACGCCGCCCUGAACAACACACACAUUGGAGGCCUCGCGAACAAUGUGGAUUUUGUCCGGAGAUGCUUGAAUCAUCCGAAAUUCGGCACCGCCGAAAUCUACACCGACUUUAUUGCGGACCACGAAAAAGAGCUGCUGGAUACGGAAAAAAUCGAAAUCCCAUCGAAGGAAUCGGUGGUAGAAGGCGUGGCCUCACGUUUAUUGUUGGCAAAUACUUUGGAGAAUGACGUCACAGGACCUUUUACGGCCAAAGAUUGGUUCCGACUGAAUUAUACCCCGGAAAUUGAAGUGAAUUUGAGCGAAAAAACGAAGCAAAAGGCCAAAAUCGAGCGAUCCAAUGGGGAAAUCAGUGAAAUUCAAGUGGAUGGACUGAGUGUAAAGAUCAGUGAAGUGGAAAGAACCAAAACAGAGACGACUGGACUGCCGGUGGUCAAUUUUAGAGUGGAAUUGGACGGAAAAAUGUGGCCCGUCAAAGCGGUUCAGCUAAAAGAAGGUCUUCAGGUAAAAAUUUUUGAGAUUUUUGAUGGUGUGGUGUAAAUUUUUGAGGGAUUUGGGUUUAUUUUGACUUAUAAAUUGAUUUUGAGACCCCACUGAGGUUUUGAGAUUUGUGGGUCAAGUGUUUCUCUUGAAUUUUAAUGAGGGGAAGACUUGACUCAAAUUAGAGAAAAUAUGGGAAUUUACGGCUUUGAGGUGUUUGAUUCGAUUAUUUGAAAACCAUUUACCUUAUUUUAUGCUUUUUUGGGGUUUUUGAGUCAAGUCUUUCUCUAAAUUUCAGAGAGAAAGACAUGGCUCGAAAUUAAUGUAAACUAAAUUUAUAACUGAAAGACGAUUUGAGGGAAAUUUUUUGUGACGAUUGGGUAUUUUAGGGCAUCAUGUGUCAAGUUUUACGCUUAGUUUUUUCAAUUUUGAGUCAAGUCUUUCCCUAUGAGUUGAACCAAAUCAUGAAAAACCAUUUCUUCAGGUAUUUGGCUCAGAACAACGAGAAUGGCCCAUCUCUUCGGAGGCUCCAGAAUUUGAUGAGCAGUCAGCAGCCGGAGGGGAUCUCCAGGCCCGCUCUCCAAUGCCCGGAGUUGUGGAUAAAGUGUUUGUGAAGGCCGGAGAUGUGGUGAAAGCCGGCCAAGCGGUGGUGGUCAUGAUUGCUAUGAAAAUGGAAUACGUUUUGAAGUAAGUCGGAGGUUCUAGGAAGGAAAAAUUGAGGUUUUUUGAGCUGAUAUUGACCUUGCUCUAGUGUAAUAUAAAUUUUUUUGAGUUUUGAUGAAAAAGUUUUUCUAUUGGGAUGAGAAUGUGUUUGAUGUAAUUUUAAAAAAGUUUUCGUUAUAUUUUUGCCACUUUUAGAGCCCCAUUCGACUGCACGGUGGAAACGGUCAACUGUUCCGCUGGAAAAAGUGUCGGGAAAAACGCAGUUUUGGUGAAAUACCAUAAAGAAGAGUAG
This is a messenger RNA of Bursaphelenchus xylophilus (pine wood nematode), 4716 nucleotides long. NCBI's taxonomy places the organism in Eukaryota, Metazoa, Nematoda, Chromadorea, Rhabditida, Aphelenchoididae. The record is from the annotation of a GenBank genome assembly.